This is a messenger RNA of Sabethes cyaneus, 690 nucleotides long. RefSeq lists its product as uncharacterized. The record is from RefSeq and is a predicted model, not a curated record. The transcript has a single exon. NCBI's taxonomy places the organism in Eukaryota, Metazoa, Arthropoda, Insecta, Diptera, Culicidae. Gene Ontology annotation, molecular function: nucleic acid binding. The coding region runs from base 1 to 690 and encodes 229 amino acids. Gene Ontology annotation, biological process: DNA integration.
AUGGAUUCUGCUAGUGCCUGUGUGAUAACCGAUAAUGCGACAACUGUUGUGGGAAAAGAAUUUCAAGCGUUAUUGAAGCAUUGGAAAAUCCAGCAUUGGGCUAACUCACGCCACCACAGCCAAGCUAACCCGGUGGAACGAGUUAACAGGACCAUCAAUGCUUGUCUCCGAACUUAUAUGCAACAGGAUCAGCGGCUAUGGGAUACAAAAAUAAACGAGGUUGAGGAAAUGCUAAAUACAACCAUCCACUCAUCUACUGGUUACAGUCCCUACCAUAUACUCUAUGGACAUGAGAAAGUCACCAAAGGUGACGAGCAUCUGUUGGAUAGGGAUGUAAGGGACAUUUCAGUAGAUGAGAGGAAUGAGCUUCGAGACGACAUUAACAAAAAGUUGUUUCACAUCGUAGCAAAGAACCUGGGAAAAAGUUAUACGAAGACCACGAAAGUGUAUAACCUGAGGCACAAAAAGUUUUGUCUGACUUACCAGAUAGGACAAAAGAUCUACAAGCGCAACUUUAAACCAUCCGUAGCUGUAGCUAAAUAUAAUGCUAAAUAUGGUCCAGUGUACACUCCAUGUGUAAUAAUCGCCAAACGAGGAACUAGUUCGUACGAGGUUGCAGAUGAAAACGGGAAAAAUCUAGGAGUAUUUUCCGCUGCAGACCUUCGCCCAGGAACAGCAAGCCUAAAAUAA